Messenger RNA from Caenorhabditis sp. 36 PRJEB53466, 2605 nucleotides. The record is from the annotation of a GenBank genome assembly. Lineage: Eukaryota; Metazoa; Nematoda; Chromadorea; Rhabditida; Rhabditidae.
AUGACGGUCCGGCAAAGCAUUCUCGACCUUUCAACGAAUCUGUAAUUUCAGAAAAGGCAAUCACAAGAAAGUGUCAAAAAGAGCAAUCAAAAGAGCGGCAGAAAUGUAAUUUUUUCAAGAAAACAUCAGAACCCUUUGUUAGUCUACAACAUGAUGAACUUUUGCCCAAAAAAUCAAGUGAAAUGAAUCAGUAUUUCUACGGCGGCUCGCGUCCGAAGUCUCGGAACACGGAGUGCGGCGCGCUCUCCAAGCCUUGUUUUGUGCGCCGAAACUUCAGAUGCGUGCCGCCGACGAAAUACUGAUUCAUUUCACUUGCUUUUUUUUGGGAAUGUGCUCAUUAUGAUGUAAACUAAGAAAGAGACACAAAAAACACGCACGAAACAGCCAUAUUUAAAAAAAAGGGACGCCUUUUACCAUGGGCGCACUCGGCCACCAACGGAGCGAGCAAGCCUGCUCCCCGGCGCACGGUCUCCAGAGCUGACAAUGGGCGCAAGUGCGCCCCGCCCAAUAGAGCGAUACAUUGGCGCUAAAUUCAAAUUUUAACAGCAAAAUUAGUGUUUUUUGCCAGAUUAGCCACGAAAAACCGAUAAUUUCUGAUUUGUUUCUCGAUAGACCGAUUGUAUAGGCUAUUACAAAUUUUUUAAGCGCAGGAGCGUUAAAUUUGGUCAAGUCGCAAAUCACAUUUAUCCGUUUGAAGGUUUUUGGCUAAAACUGCGUGAAUUUCAGUUGCUUUUCGGUAGUUUUCGCGGUUCGAACGCUCAAAAUGCUUGUAUUUACGUGAUUUAUCAUUCUCCGAACCAAUUCUGUCGGAAAACGGUCAAGAAAGCGCAAAAUGAGAAGUGCGCUUUUUAGGCGGCGAUCGGCGGCGAAGGCGAAAAAGCAAAGUCCGCGAAAAAUGCGCCAAAACGUCAUUAAUUCUGAGAAUUAGUGUGUUUUCAUGUCGAACAAUCAUUUUUCAUUUUUUCACCGCCUUUGACCACAAAAAUCAGAGAAAACGUGCUCAAUUCAUGAAAAGGCCAUUUGGCCGAAGAGGCCACGCCCAUAUUGUCAGCUCUGGACACCGUGCGGCGUUGUUUUUUUACUAAACAUUUUUCAGAGAAGAAACUCUAAAACGCCCGUCUAUCAGCCGAGCCAAAAGAAUGUGGUGCGUGGGCGGAAAACGGUGAAAGCGGUGACAAAAUCGAAGAGUGGAAGUGUGGAGACGCCGCGAACGGAGCCGAAGGCGAGAAUGGAGAAGAGGAGGGAGAAGGAGCCGGAAAAGGAGUCCGACGGGAGCCCUUGUGAGCACGUUCUUAUGUUUUCCCGUCAUUUUGAGCGCUCGUGGGGGUCUGUACGAUUUGUUUGAUAGUUGUUAUGAUUGUUUGAAACGUUAUGAUUGUUUGCACGAAUCGAAAACAAAUUCAGAAUUCCAGAGAAAUGAAUUUCAGUACUGGCGGCAAUCAACGGAAGCGCGGAAACGAAGAAGUUGGAGGUGCAGACGCAGGAAGUGGACGUGGACAAGAUGAAGAAGUUGCUGGUGAAACUGAAGGCGGACAAACUGAAGCCCCGGAUGGCGCCGGUCCCACUCGACGCGAAGGCCAAGCUGCUGAUGGACCGGGUGAUGAAGAAGCCCUACCCGAUGAGGUACGAGACGAAGGGAAAGGAGGAGUUGCUCUGUUUCGACGAGACUUCCUCCUUCUACCGGCCGUCGAAGGAACUCAAAAAGUUUGGAUCUUCGGUUCGCCUCACGGAGGACAGCUACGAGUACGUGCCCAAGUUGGCGGUCGUCCGCCGACUGCCGCAGACGAAUGUGUUCAACCCGAACGGAGUGCCGUUCUGGGCCGAUCGACUCGAACCGACCGACGAUGAGAUUGUGCGUUUCUUUUCAGAAUGAACUUGAACGUCCUCUUUUUUUGCAGAAAGACAUAGAUCCUCCGAUCUCGGUGGGAAGCGACCACGUGGAGCUGUACCACGACCAGAAACUGCCGCUGAAGUCGAUCGCGAACGCAAAGGUGGUGCUGGACGUGUUCCAGCCGCUGGUGUGUCUCCAGAAGAGGGACGAAGUGCACUUCCACGCCCAUCUCGUCUUCUCCAACACGGUCCGCUCGCUGGUGAACGUGCAGAGCGGCGGCACGAGCGAUCCCAACCGGACACGGCCGAACGUCGACGAGUCGGACCGGCAGACACGGAUUCUGGCGGGCGCGCCACACGUGCACUUUUAUUCGGUGAGAAACACUUUGCAACUAACGGCCGUUCCGAAAGCAGACAUGCGGAAACCGCGACGUUUUGAAACUAGGUACUGAGAGACACGAAUAGUGACGGUCCAGGCUUUUUGUUGAAAUGUCUAGUCAAGUACACGGGCUAGAAAUUGUGAAUCUGUAACUUCGCACAGAAACCUUUCAUUUGCUGACUCAUUUUGAAUAACAGAAUACAAUUGAAGACACAUUGAAAAACCAAAGUGUCAAAAUGUUGGUUUCGAAAUGUCCGGGAGUCCACUUUGCAACCAGAGUUGCCAAAUGUCCGUCCGUUCGUUUUUCAGCGAACCUUCCCGAUCCAAUCGGCGCGAGAAUCGAAAGAGAAGACCGGAUCGGGCAAGACACUCACAAAAACCACUUCGGAUCUCUAG